CGCAGAAAGAUCAAGUUACCUUUUGUCGAGUGGUGUAAAUAGAAAACACUUGACAUUCGUCAAAUAAGAUGUAUACACAUGAUGCUCGGAAGUGAUCGGACCAUAAUAUUUGGAGCAGCGGUUUUAUCAUAAACAGAGAGUAUCACUUUAUCAAUAUCCGACGCUUUGUAAUUUUUGUGCUGAGAUUACCUAUCAUCAGCGUUUCGCGCUUGAUUAUGGCACCGCAUUUGUUGUGUAAUUUUCGGGUGGUUAAACGGAAUUUUAAUCAGAUGAUAAUUUAUACUGCGGCCUAGAAGUCCUCAGUCGACAGCGGAAUAUAUGCCAAGAUUGCCUGGCGCGUAAAAAUGGAAACAUCAACUGCGGAUACUUCGGAGAUUGUCUUCCAGAGCAAUGGUCAUCCUAUUCGCUACAGCACGCCCCCUUUUGCUGUGACUAUUGCGGAUAAAACGGAAAAAAUUGGCGACAGUAUUUGCUUUAUUUUAGCCGUUCAGAAGCAUGGCAGACCAGGUAGUUCACCGGAAGAACUGCACGUCAAACGCUUUCCUGAUGAUUUCCGCAACUUGGAUAAACGAUUACGAAAUGACACCACCGAAAAUUUGCCAGGAGUUAUUGCACCCCGGCUAUCUACAAAAGAAAUUUCCCUGGUCGAAACCGUAUCUGAUAAUAAUGCUCGCUUUAUGGGAGAGUAUGCCGCCGAAAGAAAUAUGUUUCAAAGAUAUCUGGAUGCAGUACUAAAUCAUCCUUUAAUAAGUCAAAGCAAAAUCGUCGAAGAUUUUGUCACUCUGUCGGAUUUCUCAGGAUAUGCCAAUUUCAAAGUCAGCUUGGCCAAACGAUUGACAGGAGCAGUGGACGAAAUCAAAACUUCAAACUAUGUCGAUCCUCAUGCAUUUUUUCAGAAUCGGAAAGUGUGGUUGAUGAAGUACAGCGGCUCUGUGGCGGACUUUUACAACGUUUUUACGCUGCAAAACAUUUGCAAGAAGAAUUUGUCCGCUGUUAUGGCAGUAUUGUCUCAAAUGCUCAACAGUAAUGGUCAUCCGAAGGAUCCCGUUAGCAAAUUGUUGGGAUUAUCAUCGGAUGCAAUCAAGCAAGAAGAGUAUGGCUGGCAUUUAGCCUACUGGAAAGGUGAAGUGACUCUGGGAAUAUUUCUUAAGCACCAUAUUGCUCAAAUGGACUCCUUCAAGGAUAUGAUGCAACAGAGAACAUUAAUCCUAAAGGAAUGUGACAGCAUGAAAAAGACAGCGGAAAAAGCCAAGCCCCCAAAGAAAGAAGCGGCUGCCGCGGCUCUGCAGGAAGCGGAGAAACUGGUUGAUCAGUGCAGCAAUACGGGAAAAGAAGAGAUCGAAAGGCUGGACGAGACGGAAGUCAAGGGAUUCCGACAGGCACUGAUCGAUUACGCUGAAUCCCAGAUCCAAGCUGCUCAAGAAAGUUAUGAGAUAUUAUUGGAACAAAUUAAGCGAAUUCAGGACUGGCAGCCGGAAUAAUCCGCAGCAUAUUCUGUGCAUGUCUUUCAAAACAGUUAUUCUUUCGUUGUCACUUGUCAGAGAUAAAAAGCCUUUAUAUCAUCUCUGUGUUUUAUGGCGAAACGUGUUUUUGUACUAGAAGCUUCGAUUCGGAAUGGGCGUUCUUCUUCCGUUUCUUCUCCAUGUAUGAUUUCAGUUUUCCUUUCUUUUUUAAAUCUUCGAACUGAGCAACCAUAUCCAGAAGCGAUUUAUCCGCUGCAAUUCGAAGAAAAAAAAUUUAUUAAAAUAGUCGCAAUAACAGCAAAAUAAACUGACAGUGAAAUCAAAAA
Messenger RNA from Paramacrobiotus metropolitanus, 1789 nucleotides. RefSeq lists its product as uncharacterized. The transcript has 12 exons. NCBI's taxonomy places the organism in Eukaryota, Metazoa, Tardigrada, Eutardigrada, Parachela, Macrobiotidae. Gene Ontology annotation, molecular function: phosphatidylinositol binding. The coding region runs from base 345 to 1481 and encodes 378 amino acids. The record is from RefSeq and is a predicted model, not a curated record.